Molecule: messenger RNA, 3259 nt
Organism: Epinephelus fuscoguttatus (brown-marbled grouper)
Lineage: Eukaryota; Metazoa; Chordata; Actinopteri; Perciformes; Serranidae
Gene: fbxo31
Product: F-box protein 31
Exons: 10
Coding region: 114-1877 (587 amino acids)
Molecular function (GO): protein binding
Source: RefSeq, a predicted model, not a curated record
UGACGUCGGAAGAAAUGUUUCUGCCCAUGCUCACAAGGACAGGAGGAGAUCAGCCACACUGCAGCUGAUAGAUAUGUUGUAGUGAUGUAAUGUUGCCUGUUUGGUGACUACGGAUGGCUGUCUGUGCCAGGCUCUGCGGAGUGGGUCAGUCGCGGAGGUGCAGGAGGCGGCAGCGGCAUAACCAGCAGGAUCAGGGCAGCGAUUCUGACAUGGACGAGGAAGAAGAGGAACGGAUCGUGGGUCAGAGGCAAGGCGACGUCGGCGGCGGCGGCGGCGGAGGCCAGGAGAGCGGCGUCGCCACUGCAGGGCCGAGUGACGCUUGUGAAUAUGGCAGCGGUCAUGUCAACAGAGGAGGCUCUCUGGAUCGCACCAGCACGGGACCUCCACACCCGCAGUCAUUAUUGGAGUUACCGCCGGAGCUCCUGGUGGAGAUCUUCUCACUGCUGCCCGGAACAGCGCUACCAAAUGUUGCCCACGUCUGCAAGAAAUUCAGACAGAUCCUCAACACUGAAACCAUCUGGAGACGGCGGUGCAUGGAAGAGUUCGGUAUGAAGGAUGAUCUGAGGAAGAUGGAAGUGGGAGGAGUAUCUAGCCGGGAUCUCUAUGUUAAACGUGUGAACCCACGGGUGAAGUCAGGGCGCUUUAUGAAGCUCCUCCCGGACUACGAGCACAUGGACUAUAGAGACGUGUACACACACUUGCUUCACCCAUACAGACAUAUCUUGGGCUUAUGGCAGCCUGACAUAGGGCCUUAUGGUGGAUUGCUCAACGUCGUGGUGGACGGGCUGUUCAUCAUCGGCUGGAUGUAUUUGCCACCUCAUGACCCCCGUGUGGAGGAUCCCAUGAGAAGACGGCCGCUCUUCCGUAUCCACAUGUGGGAGAGCAAAAAGGCCACCGUGGAGUGUAUGUACGGACACAAGGGUCCCCACAAAGGAGACAUACAGACUGUGAAGAAGGAUGAAUUUUCAACAAAGUGUAACCAGACUGAUCAUCACCGAAUGCCAGGGGGCAGACAGGAGGAGUUCAGGACAUGGUUAGAGGAGGAAUGGGGCCGGACACUGGAGGAAAUCUUCCAUGAGCACAUGCAGGAGCUCAUCCUGAUGAAGUUCAUUUAUACCAGUCAAUAUGAUAACUGCUUGACGUACCGGAGGAUCUACCUGCCUCCUCCGAUGCCCUCUGACCUGCUGGCCCCAGGCCUCUUCAAAGGCACCUACGGCAGUCACGGCUUGGAGAUCGUGAUGCUCAGUUUCAUUGGGAAUUAUGCGAGAGCCACCAAGCUCACCGGUGACCCCAAUGUUCCUGCCGGGCAGCUCACUUUGAAUGUUGACCUGAGCCGGCCUGUGGUCCUCCCAGACUUGGAGCACCAGCGCAACAUAGAGGAGCUGUCCCGUCUGGUACUGGGGGCACACGAGGAAGUGCAGAGAGAAGAUCAACAACAGGCCAGGGACACUUCUGCCACAGUCAGGGGUGCAGCAGAGGCGGCCUGCGGAGGUGCCAGCGCAGCAGAAGAGGUAGAGGCAGACCAAGGUACUUGUUCAGAGGGCUGCCAGCCUGACUCCAGCAGCAGCACCAGUCCUCCUGAAGCCCAGCCCUUCGUCCUGCCCCUGGGAGUCAUGGCCCGCAACGAGGUCUACCCACGUACCUGCAGGAAAUGCUUCUACGGGACAGGCCUGAUCGCUGGGCACGGCUUUACAAGUCCAGAGCGUACCCCGGGGCUCUUUGUGCUGUUUGAUGAGGACCGUUUUGGUUUUAUCUGGCUGGAGCUGAAGUCUUUCAGUCUGUACAGUCGCCUGACGGACCACCUAGCUCACGCUCACGCCCCAAAUAUGGAGCGAUUUGAGGCCAUGCUGUGCAACAUGCAGUCCUGGACAUCCUGAUGCACCACGUUUUGCGCCCUCCCCCUCUCCCCACAAUACAAUGCAUAAUAAUAACCAUUUCACACGAAUCACCUCUGUCCUCCGCUGACUGAUCAUUGCUAUCACGAUAGCUGUAACUGUCCACGUUCUAUCUAUAUCUGUUCCACAGACAUUGGGUUUUACUGUCUAAUUAAGCUAGUUAUGUCACCCUGACCUAGUACACUCGCGCUCCUGUUCCCAUACAAGCACUUUGAAAGGCCUCCCCAAGUCACCGUCUAUCACCUCACCUCAGUAUGACCUUAAUCCUCCAGUGCAGCAUGAUAACAGGUCACAUUAACCUUUUUGUAUUUAUUUAUUUAUUCCCUGCAGGAGAAAAGGAAUGAUAUUUCAUACCACUUAUUAUGGAUCAAACUGUACGUGCCUCUGAUUCUAAAACCAUGUCUGUACUUGAUAGUGCUUGAAGACGAUGAAGGUGUCCAAUGUAUUCUACUAUAUAGCAUUAUACUGAUUUCAGUGCCCAACAUAUUAAACUGCAUGCUGCAUUUUCUUUAGAUCUGAUUGCAUCUCAUAGCCAUGAUCUGAACAUGAUGUUUUAUUUUCAUUAAGCAGCAUGCCUUGCUUUUUAGUUUGUUUGUUUUUUUUGCUUUAAGAAAAAGACAGCUUCUCAGGUGUUUUUCUCUUUGCCACAAGUCAGUGAAAAACUGGACUAAAGUAUUUAUGUGUAUAACAAAAUGUAUGAAGUUACAUUCGUUUUAGUCAUAUGUCCAAUAGGAAUACUGAGUUUUACAGCGGGGCAAUUUUCUAACCAUUGACGAGAGCGGGUUUGCCGUCUUAUCAAACACUGUAGCUACAUCAGUCAGUUUUGGCCCUUUGAACUGAAGAGAUAGUGAUUUGCACUCAUUGGUCUACAUCAAACACUUGUCACCCCACAUGACAUUAUAUUAUGUAAGUUGGAAAGAUGUAUCGUACUGCAAUAGAAUAACAUAACCUAUAAUAAGCUGAUAAAAAUAAUACAGGUCUGUGUGCUUAUAUAAUGAUGGUCUGAAACAGAAACUUCUCUUACCUUUGAAAUGUAUUACAUUUGUUGUUUGUUUCAAUGGCUGACGUAAUGUUUGCCUGGCUUUAUAUCCGCAAAGCUUUUCCCUCCAGUUUUCCAAUUCAUCUCAAACUUGAGACCAGGCUAGCUAAACAUUAUACAAACUAACAGCUCAAAGUGCAUCUCAAAGUACCAAGUAAGUGUCUGUAUGCCUCAUUACGGCCUGAAGGUGUUGCCCAGUAGCUUUCUUCCUCCAAGUGCACUUUUCUGGGCAGUAUAGUGAAUCAUUCAAAACCACUGGCCAGCACUUUUAUAUCUGACUGCAGCUUUACUAACAUUUGCAAAAAAAAAAAAAAGAAAAAGAAAA